This is a messenger RNA of Mya arenaria, 5228 nucleotides long. RefSeq names its product leucine-rich repeat and fibronectin type-III domain-containing protein 2-like. Bases 255 to 1823 code for a protein of 522 amino acids. Gene Ontology annotation, molecular function: protein binding. The transcript has a single exon. Gene Ontology annotation, cellular component: extracellular region. The record is from RefSeq and is a predicted model, not a curated record. Lineage: Eukaryota; Metazoa; Mollusca; Bivalvia; Myida; Myidae.
GUUGAGCGAAAGUGGAAGCGUAUCAAUGCUGCUUUAUUAUUAAACUAAUACAAUUGCUUUAAAAAUGAUGGAUCAUAAACACAAACAUGCUUACCAGUGCAUGAUGCACGAAGCGGGAUAGUUAACACACUCUUUAGUGAAUGCAUCUUUAUCUAAAAUUGAAAAAGUGUUUAAUUGUUGUUAUAAGAUCUGGGAACAAAACAUAGUUGUGUGAUCUGUAAACAUGUGAAAUAGUUCCUGGUGGAUAUUUUAUAAUGAUGACUUCUUGGCAAGGACGAGGCAACGCGACGACCCUGAUGAAAGGCUUGCUGCACGUGCUGGCAUUGUUUGUGUUGUGCACAUGCGGGGGUUCCGAAGCCUCUACGUGCCCCGCCGUCUGCUUCUGUCCGUCCAUCUCGCGCGUGGUGUACUGCCCCCGGAAGGGACUGCCCUUUAUUCCCGCCGGGAUCCCUCACGAUACAGUUCAACUGAAUCUCAACGAUAACAAGUUCUCCAACCCCGUUUUGAGUUCUGCAAACUUCUCCUCGUAUAGAGAUUUGGAACAGCUUUAUUUGACAGAUUGUGGUAUUGAGUAUAUACAAGUGGAUACUUUUUUGGAUAAUAAGAAACUCAAGUGGUUGGAUUUGGGUAAAAACAAAUUGAAAAGGAUCUCAGAUUUUACUUUUAGAGAUUUGACUCUAGAACAUCUGUUUUUGAAUGAUAAUCCAGGAGUGGAUAUCUCGACAAGGGCUUUCGGUGGAUUAAAAACAACAGGACUGUACAUGCAAAACAAUGGGUUAGAUAAGUUAUCUCUUGAAGUGGUUCGACCCAUGAACGGGACUCUUAAAACUCUCUGGAUUGAUGGGAAUAAAUUCGAGAAGUUUAAUCCACAGUGGCUGUAUUUGUUUAAAACUCUGAGCCACUUAAGGAUCGGAGGUAAUCCACUGCACUGUAACUGUGAGGCUAAGUGGUUGUUUGAGUUCUACUCCUCUACCUCGCAAAUUUUUGAAAAUGUGGAGGCACCGGCGUGCCGCUCCCCGGGACAGCUGCGCGGACAGACGUUCCAGGAGCUACAGGAAGGGGACUUCAAGUGCCAGCUUCCCGUCUUUAAAAACGUUGACGUCAUAUUCGAGGAGAACGUCGGUAAACUAACAUGUUUGGCCAGCGGCGAUCCCGUGCCGACAAUUUACUGGAUGAAACCUGGCGGGGAAGCCGAAGUUUUUAUUCCAAAAUCUGAAGACAUUACCAAAGAGAUGGAGGGUGUAAUGUACGUUCCAAAUCCACGUGCUAUGUCCAAAAAUAGAUAUCAAUGCGUUGCAAACAAUCCUGCAGGCAAUGUGACGUUCUCGAUCAACGUCGCAUGGCCGCCAAUUCCGGAGUAUGGCGUUGACGUCCCUCAAACGGAAGUGGCCAUGAAAGAUAUGUCGGCGGCCGACAAAAAAGACGACGAAGACAGCGAAAAGACCGUCGACGAUGAAAAGUUUGACUUGAAAAAUUCACCAAAGAUAAUCGAGAUAUUCGCUACAAACACUAGUAAGGUCGUAGCUAACGACGUUGACGUCGUGAAAAGUACCAAGAACAUUGAUAAUUUUACGUCAGGUCAUAUUGUUGGUGCCGUUAUUGGCACGUUUGUUUUGACAGUGUUAUUAUGUGUUUUAAUAUUCUACCUUGUGCUAAAAGUAAGAUACCAACGAAAGCACGGUUCCCCCGUGCAUCAUCACCAUAGCAACGGACAUCACGUGCACGGGGAAAUAAAAAGGGGGCCGCCCUCACGACACGAGCUUGAUGAAGUGGAGCAUACCAUGAAAAUGCUUGAGAAACGAAGCUACGACAUUCACGUAUAACACAUAUGUGCUCAUUUUCAUUUUGAUCAUUUGUUUACUGUACGUGAGCAUUCAAUCCAUACUAAUCAUCUUUGGUUCCAAUGAACCACGUAUAUGUACAGUGUGUGAAAACCUUGUUAAUUUUAUAUUUAAGUGAUACCAAAUUGUAAAUUUUAAUCAUUUGAAACACCUGGCAAUUUUAAAAUGAAUUCAGCAAUUUGAGAAUUUUCAAGUGUAUAAAAAACAAAGCUGGAAUUAAGUUUUGUGAAAGUAUCGUCAAAAUUCUUCGGGGUGGUAAUGUUAUAUUGGAAUAGAAAUUAGCUUAUUUUGGAACAAAAUGGUGCAUUGAUCUCGACUUCCAUUGUCACCUAGAUGGAUUCUUUGGAUGGAAUUAAAAUGAAGACGUGCUUUCUCGGACACCUGUGGAUUUAUAUAAAGGUUCCCAAAUACAAUCCGUGUACGAAUUACUAGGCUAUUAUCCAUUUGUCAACAAUAUCUCUUGUUUGUAUUGAAAUAUCCCGUAGUGGAAAGCUUCCCAGAUAGAUUUCACGGUGAUUUUACUUGCUGGGCAGGUUUUGACAGAAAUGUGUUAAAAAUUCACAUUUACGGGACACAAGAUGACAUUAAGAUGCCUCACCUUUUUCAACAGACGACAUUUGCAUGGACUGGGCACGAACUCUAAUUAAGCGAAAGAUAAAUGAGGCGAAAGAAGUUAAAGUGAGGCAAUGGUCUUUACUAUUGACCUCUCCGUCGUCUAAAAGUCACCUCAAUGUGUAUUGUUGACCAGGACCAUAAAACCGAUGGUUUCAUGACAAAAACCAAGAAGUUUUGUUACCUUUGAAGUUGUUAUAAUUACUGCUAUUAUUAGCUCGAUCGGCCAGAUUGAAACGGUGGUGUUAAUUGGAAGAUUUUAACGAUAAUGUUAGGUUGUGUAUACCCUGUAAAUUGUUGAAAUUUGAAAGGCCCUGAACGCAAGGUGUUGUAAAUUCGUUAUUUUGACACCAUCCUUAGAUGGUUGAUAGGGAAAUUACAUUUUUGAUGCAAUCUAUUGAAUAUCUUUGAUUUGUAAUCUAAUAGCGUGAAGUCUCGUUUUCCGAACAAAUUUUAGACAUCGAUAUCGAGUGAUUAAAAAUUUAUAAUUUUAUCAGAGCAUGACAAGACUGGCUGAACUGUAACUCCAGCUAACAAUAUUCUCAAACUACAGCAACAUUUCAUGGUAUAUGAGUGCUGUCUAUAAACGUACAUUCAUUUAUUCCGCGUAAAUUGUUAUUUACGAUUUAUUCUCGUAAUUGCAGGUUUAAUCAUUGAACUGUAAUAAAAGUAUUUGGUUAAUGCCCCAGGACUUCGAACAUAUAAUAUUACCAUAGCAUUUUAUGUAAAUUGUGUUUGAUGUUGAGUGAAAAUGUAAUUGAUAACAUUUAAGAUUAAAAUCUAAUGCGUUGAAAUUAAGAUUUCCCUUCACUAACAAUGUUUCACUUCUUGUAUAAAACGGUAAUACUAGCGUUCAUUGCAAUGGCCUCGUUUUUAACUUGUGUUUUAUUUUCUAUAAAUGUACUGAGACAAAACAUAUAUUUUAUUUCAAAUUACAUCUAUUUUAUUUCAAAUUACUCCAAUUUCCAUUUAAAAUUAGAUGCGUUAUUUCAGAAUAAAUAAUGGGUUUUGUGUUUAGACAGUUGUAACGUUUUCCCCUAAGGUCAGUUCUGAAAUGUAUACUUAGAUGACAAGUACAGAUAAUGCAAAACUUGUAAUUUUGAUGAAGUGGAUUUUUCACAAUCUCAAACGUUUUUCGCUUUAUCUUUCAUCAGUAUUUCUCACAGACGAUAGAAGGAAAGGUGAAAACUAGCGUCACUAAUUGAUACAUCAAACAACCAACACCGUGUCAUCUUUUCCCCCGUUAAUUACAUGUAACAGAAUUAAACCCACGGUUAUUAUAAGUCGUCUAGUCAAUAUGACUCAAGUUAGUAUUGUUUUACAAUAUUUCUCCAUUACCCUCUCAUUCUUCCAUUUAGUUUCAUGAUUUAGUUUCUCAAAGCAUGGUUUAUAUUUGAGAUGUGCUCAAGUAAAAGUAAUGAAAUAUUCUCUUGUAUCAAUUUGCGUAUAUUUUCUUUUUGUUAAUCGAGGAAUAUUUCUGAAUGUUUGGCAGGUGCCCUUUUGAGUAAUUUUGUUUUAACACGUUUGUUUUUAUUGAAUUGUACCACAAAUUAUAGUUUUUAAAGAGACAUAGAAAAUAAUUGUUUGUAUUGGUAAUAAUAGCCUAAGAGGUCGCGCGUUAUUAAGGCUAAAUAUUUCAUUUUUGUUGUUUUACUUAACGAAAUAUUGACAUUAUUUACCGUCACUUAACGCUACUUUUACAUGCAACAUUAUCAUUUCUUAAAACGCAAUAGUAUUAAUUUUAAAGGGCUUAUUCAGACUUAAAUAUUACAAGAAAACACAGUAUUAGAAACGUUUGUUUACGUUUGUCCAAGGUGACUGGAUACAUUCCCGGCCUGUAUACUGAUUAGACGUCUAUAAAUCACUGGGGAUAUCAUCUUAUCCACUAGAUUAUCGCCCUACUGAUAAGCCAGUCGGCUUGGCAUCGUGACGUAAUUCCCCAGACCAUUAGUUGAAUGGCAGGCUGGCGGUGUUUCAUAAACACACCUAACAUUUUUUUACCCGGAAAUAAACAUUAUACUUACCAUACCUUUUUUAAAACAUAAACAUUUGUUCGAUCAUUCAAGAAUACGUCAUUUUAUCUGGAAAUUCGGAGCAAAACUCUCCUGUUUUUCUUCACUUUGUACCAGAUAUUAAUAAUUUUGAUUUGGCGGUUUGGAAAUAGGAAUUUGUUUUGAAAUAAAUAUGUAAGAUUGAAGAAAAUGUUUAUUUUUGAAGUUCGCGUCUUUAUUUGUACGUCUGUCUUUUACGCAAGAAUUUCGAGUAUUACCCAGUAAUGUAAGAACAUUCGUGUCUGUGUAUGUAACGUCCACUCCCCCAUUUAAUCAUCAAUGAAAUAAUCAUAUAUUAUGACAUUUCCAUUUCUUAUGGUGUAUAACAUUUAUACAAUGGUUUUUGUCUUGUGAAUGUGUAAAUAUGUACAUAUAUACCUCUGUAAAAAGGCAAUCUAGUGCAAUGUUAUUUAUCACAGUGUUAUUUUUUGUUGUCUCACAGUGAACUUGAAAUAUUUUAGAUAUUACAACAAAUAUAUUUUAGUAGUGUUUGUUUUCAAUUUCAACAUGUACAUUAUUUCUACAUGUACAUUAUUUCUACAUAUACAUCAUUUUCAUGUCAUGGCACAACCAUAAGUAUAAGUAUGUUACAUUAUAUUCACUUCAUUGUGUGUUUUUCUUCUCUUUGAUUCCAUUGUUAAGACUUAAUUAUGACUCAUGUUUUGUUAGAACGUUUAUAUGCUAUUGUUCUAUGUGAUUUUAAAUGAAAUACACAUUAUAAAUC